AUGGCCGAUAAGUGGGUUGGCAAAUCGGUGUCGAUACACUGCCGCAAUGAUCUCGGUAUCUUCCAGGGCAUAAUUAAACGAGUCAGCCCGGCAGACGUGGUCAUCACCAAAGCGGUUCGCAAUGGAAUUCCGCUUAAGAAAAAUAACGUCGAGGUGACGGUGAGCGCACGGGACAUCGUCAAGCUCGAUAUCAUUUCGUGUAGUAACGUGCCGAGCAUUCCGUCGAAACCGGUGGCCACUGUGGCGGCCAACUCGGGUAUGGUCACCUCACUGGAUGAUCAGUUCGAUGGGAUGAAACUUAUGAACAACGGCAAGCAGCACCAACCGCAACAGUUUCAGAAUGGAGCCGGAAGUGCAUUCAAGUUGGCCACAAGAUCGCCGGCUCCAAACAAACUCCCAAACGCCACCAAUAAUGCAACCAGUGGCACAUCGGGCAAGGGUGAAAAUGUUGGCUCCAACAAAAGCACAAGCCAUCCGAUUGACAUCAAUGGCGCAACAUCGAAAUCCAAUCACAUGGUCGGCGCCUCGUCAAUUUCGUCGGGCAGCUUUGUUGGAUCCUUCGGUAACAACCGCCCAAUGGUCACCAGCCAAUCCUUGCCACAUACGGAUGGGAGCGCGAAAAAGAAUGCCACCAAUGGCAAGAUGUCGCGUAGUCGAAAGAAUCUUGCCAAAGACAGUACCUUCGGAUCACCGGACGAUGAUCCGCUCAUGAUGGACGUUGAAUUUGAUUUCGAGAAAAAUCUGGCCCUUUUCGACAAGCAGGCGAUCUGGAACGAAAUCGAUGCCAAGGCUACCGAGGGCGAUCGUAAGCAACGACAUGCAUCAAAUUCAGCUGUAAAAACGAAGUACCGCCACGAUGAAAAUGUGCUUGUAUCUACCCCCGCACAGUACAGAAGGAUCGAGAUCAAGUGUUUGGAGAACGUGGACCGGGACAGCCAGGAGUACGUGACAGACGAAGGAUUGGUCAUUCCAUCGAUACCGGAAACAUUGCGCCACACGGUCGAAGAGUUAGCCGUGAACAUGGGGUUGUCACACGAACGGCAAAACGAUUUUCUGGCUCGCGGAGCCACCGAGCUCGCACUGCAACUGCUGGGAGGUUCCAGGCGACUAACGCCUAACAAUCAGCACCAGUGGCCAAAGAUUGUGAUCGUGUGUGAAGGCGCGCUCGAUGAGGUCGGAAUAUCCACAGCUAGGCAACUUGCCAGCCACGGCCUAGAGACGGUCGUAUACUUAUCCUCGUUGACGGAAGCCACACAAAACAGCACAGAGGUUCCGUUGUACAUGGCUACAGGGAACAAAUUUACUGUUGAUGCUAAUACUCUACCUCCGUGUGAUCUCGUGAUUGCUUCGAUCAAAAAUCCAAAACUUGCGAAUCGUUUACGCAAAUGGAUCACCGAUUGCCGUGCGCCGGUUUUGGCGAUCGACCCUCCCGGUACCGGUAUCGAAGGCAUUUCAAUUAAAUGCUCCAUUCUACCGAUUCUACCGGUGGACGGCAUCGAUCAAAAUGAUGCCUGCGGACGAUUGUACCUUUGCAACAUCGGUAUCCCGAAACAGCUGUUUCGACGGGCCGGUAUCACGUACAAAAGUCCAUUCGAUAAGUUCGUCAUACCGAUCCACCGAAGGAAAGAUGAUUAAUCGGUGCAUACCUCGUGUCAUCAUGAGCGAAGUAAGACAACGCGGAUAGUUGAACGGAAGAGACAUGGGCACUCAGCGCUACCAUUUGAUGCAGGAAGAACGAUUACUUUUUUAAUUCUAUCAUUUUUAUUUAUCAAACCCUGCAUCAACAUGGGAAACCACGCAAGACGACAAAAUUUAUCAUUCAACCAUAUGACAUUAAAAUGCCAAACAAGAGCUAUAAAAUAGAACGGUACAAUUCCUCACGAAUCACAUGCGCGAAACAAAUUGUUAACGGCUCAAUCACAUCGAAAUAUUCCAUCCAAAAGAACAAAUAAAAAUCCGCGCAAAAACAACA
This is a messenger RNA of Anopheles nili, 1972 nucleotides long. RefSeq names its product enhancer of mRNA-decapping protein 3 (gene Edc3). Gene Ontology annotation, biological process: deadenylation-independent decapping of nuclear-transcribed mRNA; P-body assembly. Bases 1 to 1635 code for a protein of 544 amino acids. Gene Ontology annotation, cellular component: P-body. NCBI's taxonomy places the organism in Eukaryota, Metazoa, Arthropoda, Insecta, Diptera, Culicidae. The record is from RefSeq and is a predicted model, not a curated record. Gene Ontology annotation, molecular function: mRNA binding. The transcript has 2 exons.